Messenger RNA from Aspergillus brunneoviolaceus CBS 621.78, 1302 nucleotides. RefSeq lists its product as uncharacterized. The transcript is spliced from 2 exons. The record is from RefSeq and is a predicted model, not a curated record. The coding region runs from base 292 to 1302 and encodes 336 amino acids. Lineage: Eukaryota; Fungi; Ascomycota; Eurotiomycetes; Eurotiales; Aspergillaceae.
CGGCCUUAUCCAGACGACCUCCUCGUGGUACUCUCGGAGGUGGUAACAGUUCGCACUGGCUGCAUAUUUCACUCCUUUUGUCUGUAUCCCAUGUCUUGCCGGAGAUCUUGAAGAGUGGCACUUUCCGGCUUGGAACUCUAUCGAAUCUUUAAAGUGGCUCCGCAACGAAGUCAUGAAGUUACCCCGUCAUACUAACCACCGACGGUGAAGCCCUCUUUGUUCGCAUCCUUGUCUGGGUUUUUUGACACUACCUCUGAUCAAACCCAUUUCUCUCUCAUCUGAAAAUUCAUCAUGAGUUUUCUUGAUUCUGUUCUCUCGUCCAUCGAGACGGGCAAACCGUCCCCAAUUCCCCAAGUCUCCUCCACCGUAUCGCCACCUGUCACUUCCUCCACUGUGAGAACCGAAGUACGCAAGACCAGUCUUGGACCACGGAAUGUUCCCUCAACAACAGAACGGAAACCCCUCUCGCAGGGGAUAAAGCGCAAAGCCGACGAGCCGCUGCCCCGUUCGUCAAAAUUGGCACCUCCAGCCCCUCUCAGAUCAACCGCCACUAAGCCCACAAUCCCCGCAGCUGGAAAGGCACGCCCCAGUGCUCCCACAGCAGCCGUGGCGUCCGCCUCCACAAGUCGCUCAUCCACGCCUCAAAGAUCAGCGCAGGUGUCCUCGAAACCACCCCCCAAAGGCUCCUUUGCAGAUCUCAUGGCCAAAGCCAAGGCGCUACAAGAAAAGACCCCCACCCAGGUGGGUAUGUUCAAGCAUCAGGCUGCUGCUAAGGAGAAGCUUAGCAAGGUAGAACGAAAGAAACGAGCGACAGAAGCUCAAACCAAAGAGAAGGAGAGUCGGUCGGCUAAAAAGCCUGGCGCCACUACUACUGCAGCUGGAAGUGCUAAACCUGGCUUUACGAAGCCUGUGAAAAAGCGGGAGCCGGAAGAGCUCUCCUACAAAGGUACUUCGCGACCUACACCCCGUCCUGCACAACCCGAAUAUCGUGGAACAGCGGGCUUGCCAGCGAAGCGGAAUCCCAGUGACCUCAGGGCCCAGUCUCGAAACAAGCGGUCGAGAAUGGAUGAGUACUUGGGAACCGAUGAGGAAGACGAGGGUGACUAUGCCGACGACUACGAUGACUACGAUUCGGGAUCUUCCGAUAUGGAGGCUGGCUACGAUGCUAUGGAGGAGGAAGAGGCUGCUGCUCUGGCAGCAGCCAGGCGCGAGGAUGAGGAGGAAUGGAAUGCUGAACAGGCAGCCAAGCAGGCUAAAAUGGAACGCCUCAAGAAGCUCAAUGCGCUGGCUGCGCGCCGAUAA